Messenger RNA from Aspergillus nidulans FGSC A4, 504 nucleotides. RefSeq lists its product as uncharacterized. Bases 1 to 504 code for a protein of 167 amino acids. Lineage: Eukaryota; Fungi; Ascomycota; Eurotiomycetes; Eurotiales; Aspergillaceae. The transcript has 2 exons. The record is from RefSeq and is a predicted model, not a curated record.
AUGGCCAUUAAGAAAUCCCGUCCACCACCAAGUUAUACGGCAACAGUCGCCGCGCAAGAUAUAAAACCGUAUGAUGAUGAUGAUGAUGAUGAUGAUGAUGAUGAUGACAAGUACGACGACAAUGAUCACCAUAGUCACGGCAACACGACCGAGCAUUAUAAGACCACACCCACAACCCCUUCAUUUCCAGUUACAAGCACAGCUCCCACCACGAGGGCUGUAGUGAUAAGACUUGACUCGUCUAUCAAUAUUAGUGGAGACGGGAAUACCGUCGCAAUUGCUUCGGGGCAAGGGCAAAAUCAGGCUCAAGUCCAGACACAGACACAGCAAGAGGCAUCAAACCCCAAAUCGAAAGUCGCCAACACCACAGCCUCCAUCAUCGCCGCUCUCCAACAAUCAGGAAUCUUAGCCUUAAGGCCUGAUUCUGGUUCCAAUUUUGCACCCACAACUGUGCAGGUGCCUGCAAACAAUGAACCGGAGUGGAAAAAGUAUAAGAAGUGUUAA